AGGACUAAAUCUCUUCUCCUCCCUUUGGGCUCCUUCGCUUCUUUUCUGGGUCUCUCGUUCUUGUUGUCCGCUCGUCUGACCUCCGACGACUAUCCAUCGUUUUGGCUCAGAUAGCAGAGUUGCAGAGAGAGAGAGAGAAAGGGAGUUCAUGGCCAGCAAAAGAAUCCAGAAGGAGCUUCAGGAUUUGCAGAGAGAUCCUCCGACUUCCUGCAGCGCUGGGCCUGUGGGAGAGGACCUCUUCCACUGGCAGGCGACGAUCAUGGGACCCGCAGAUAGCCGCUAUGCUGGUGGCGUGUUCUUUGUCAUGAUCCAUUUUCCACCUGACUAUCCCUUCAAGCCUCCCAAAGUCAACUUCCAGACUAAGGUGUACCACCCAAACAUCAACUCCAAUGGCAGCAUUUGUCUGGACAUCCUUAAGGAGCAGUGGAGCCCGGCCUUGACCAUAUCAAAGGUUCUCCUCUCCAUCUGCUCACUUCUUACUGACCCCAACCCUGAUGAUCCCCUUGUACCUGAAAUUGCCCACAUCUACAAGAACCAAAGAAGUCGAUAUGAGGAAACAGCAAGGGCAUGGACCCAGAAAUAUGCCAUGAACUGACAUUGGCCCUCUGGGGGUUCAACCAAUGCUGGGUGGACCUCAACAGCAGUUGAAUUUUUGGUUUUUUGUUUUUUUGUUGGGCGGGGGAUGAAGAGCAAAACUGAAACAAGCUGGUGUGUGGUAAACAUGCUCCCAGAUGAAUAGAACUGUUCCAUCGAAAGUGAAGGACAUGUUUGGUUUUGUAUAUUAUUAUUAUAAUUAUGGGAUAAAUGGUUCCUUUGUUCUGU
Molecule: messenger RNA, 822 nt
Organism: Telopea speciosissima
Lineage: Eukaryota; Viridiplantae; Streptophyta; Magnoliopsida; Proteales; Proteaceae
Product: ubiquitin-conjugating enzyme E2 5A-like
Exons: 4
Coding region: 149-595 (148 amino acids)
Biological process (GO): protein polyubiquitination
Cellular component (GO): nucleus
Molecular function (GO): ubiquitin conjugating enzyme activity
Source: RefSeq, a predicted model, not a curated record